This is a messenger RNA of Adineta steineri, 1674 nucleotides long. NCBI's taxonomy places the organism in Eukaryota, Metazoa, Rotifera, Eurotatoria, Adinetida, Adinetidae. The record is from the annotation of a GenBank genome assembly.
AUGUCGAGCACUUAUAAAAAGAAAUCUAUUUUUAGUACAGUGCCGGAACGUUAUGAUGAAAUUUAUUUACGAUUAUCAAGACAAGGUGCACGUGUUCUUGCAUUAGGAUAUCGAUCACUUGGAAUUCUUUCUAAUCAACAGUUACGUGAACAAUAUCCAACACGUAAUUCUGUUGAAUGUAAAUUGGAAUUUUGUGGAUUUGUUGUACUUUCAUGUCCAUUAAAACCAGAUUCAAAAGCAAUGAUUCGAGAACUUCGUCAUUCAUCUCAUCAUUUAACAAUGAUUACAGGUGAUAAUCCAUUAACUGCUUGUCAUGUGGCUAAAGAAUUACGUUUUACAAAAAAACCUCUUCUUGUUUUAACUGCUCCUUCGGAUGAAUCAAAAGAAUGGAUAUGGGAAUCAGUUAAUAAAGAUAUUAGUAUACCAAUACAACCUCCGAAUCUACGUGAUUUUACUAAAGCAAAUGAUCUUUGUGUUACUGGAGAGGGUUUGGUACAUCUCAGUACAUCAUUACCAGUUUCAUUUUUCAAUUCAAUAAUGCCUCAUGUAAAAGUCUUUGCUCGUGUAUCACCAAAACAAAAAGAACAAGUAAUAAUUAAACUAAAUAAUCUUGGUUUUGUUACAUUAAUGUGCGGUGAUGGUACAAAUGAUGUAGCUGCACUUAAACAUGCACAUGUUGGUGUCGCUUUAUUAGCUGGUGUUGCAGCUAAACGUGUAGAACAACAAGAUAAUACUACAGCUUCUCCAAGUACUGUUCAAGUACCCGCAGUUCAAACAGUAACACCUCAACAACAAGUUCUUACACCAGCUGAAGCAGCUGCUCGAGCUCGAGAACAGGCUCGAGAGCAAACAAAGAAAAAAUUCGAAGAACUAUAUAAACAAAUGGAAGAACCCGAACAAACCAUUGUUCGUCUUGGUGAUGCAUCUAUUGCUGCACCAUUUACAUCACGUACAUCUACAAUUCAAUGUGUUUGUCAUAUAAUAAAACAAGGUCGAUGUACACUUAUAACAACAUUACAAAUGUUCAAAAUUCUUGCUUUAAAUGCUCUUAUAUUAGCUUAUAGUUUAAGUGUACUUUAUCUUGAUGGUAUUAAAUUUAGUGAUGGACAACAUACAUUACAAGGUCUUUUAUUAGCCGGAUGCUUUUUAUUUAUAUCACGAUCUAAGCCAUUAAAAACAUUAGCACGAGAACGCCCACUACCAAAUAUAUUUAAUCUAUAUACAUUAAUCUCUGUUCUUGGACAAUUUGCAAUACAUCUAACAGCAUUAGUUUAUGUUGUUAAUGAAGCGCAUAAACGAAUCCCACCAAAAUCAGACGAAUUUGCUGAUUUGGAAGCAGAAUUUACACCGAAUCUAGUCAAUUCAACUGUUUAUAUCAUGUCAAUAACGCUUCAAAUAGCGACAUUUGCUGUUAAUUAUCAAGGUUAUCCAUUUAUGGAAAGUCUCCGUUCGAAUAAACCACUUCUCUAUAGUAUCAUAUUUUCAUUUUCACUUGUUAUCAGUCUUAUAUUUAAUUUACUUCCACAACUUACAGAACAAUUUCAAAUUGUACUUAUUCCUGAUGAUAUGCGACUUAUUGUUUUUUAUGUUGUACUUGGUGAUGUCAUUUUGGCAUAUACUAUCGAUCGAGUUUUGGCAUAUUUUCUCGGACAAGCUAAAUUAAAACAAUAUUAA